CUCAAGAGAAUCAAUAUCGUCGUCACCUUGUUCUGGCAUCGUUAGAAUUAGCGGAAUUUGAGAUUAAAGCAGAACGAUUUAAACUUAGGCAUCCUCCUACGGGCAUCGUAACUCCUACGAUUCAAGAUUCUGUUAAGAACAAGUGCGCUGAGAUUGAGAAAAUAUGUAUACAGAUUUGUGAUGAAGUUCUUCCUAAGAUGAACGCUGAACAUUUUGAAAAAGAAUGCAAAUCGAGAGUUGAUAAAAUUCUUUUGGAAGUUUUGGAUCUUCAUGCAGCUGCAAUAAGAGAUAGACCUUUAACAACUGAAGAAAAAUUAGAAAUACAUGAAGCCAUGAAAUUUGAAUUGCAAGGAUCAGGGCAUUGGUAUCAAUGUCCUAAUGGCCACCCUUACACAAUUGGUGAUUGUGGAAAUGCAGACCAAGAAAGCCGUUGUCCGGAGUGUGGCGAGAGAAUUGGAGGCGAAG
Racocetra persica is the source of this 465-nucleotide messenger RNA. Lineage: Eukaryota; Fungi; Glomeromycota; Glomeromycetes; Diversisporales; Gigasporaceae. The record is from the annotation of a GenBank genome assembly.